AUGGGUCGCACGAACGCUCGCAAGCGCGACGCCAUCACGGCCGACUUGUCAGAUUCGGAGAACGUCAACGCGAAGAACCCUCGCGCCACUCGCGCGUCCGUCAAGAAGUUCCUUGACCUCGAGGCGGUUGAGGCGGAGGACGACGACGGUUCAGCCGAGUCGGGCCUGUUCAACGACAGUGAUUCCGACUCUGAUGGCGAUGACUGUGACGUCCCCCUUGUUGUGGCCGGCAAGGAGGCCACUGCCCCUGGUGACCCGCCUGUCGCGCCCUCUGCCGUCACGGGUUCGAACGUGAACGAAUUGGACAUCUUUGGCGAGGCGAACCAGACCGCGCCUGCGCCUACAACCCCGCCGUCAAACCCAUCGUCUGCCGUGGAGAAGCCCGAAACCCCGGCAAACAAAGGGAAGGAUAAAGCGCCUGCCGUUCAGACCAACCUCGACAACACGGUCGUCGCGAAGAACAAGAUGCCGGACGUCGCGCCCGAGGACGCCGUACCCCCCAGGGCGUCAUUCACCAAGGCCGUCUUGAAGCGCUUCGACAACAUCUUCACGUACAAGUACGAGGACGAGUCCACAUUUUACCUCCGCACCAAACCAGCGGACCUCGUUUGGUCGUCUUCGAGAGUAAAGGGUUCCUACCUGCGCGUCAAGGACGACGUCCCACCCAUCAAGUUCUGGUCUCUCGGAGAUAUCAACUGGAACGGCCUGCUUCCCGAGAACGGCAGCUACCCGAACAAGGCCAAGCUCAGCAUCACGCCUCUUCGCGAGGGUGACCUCAUGCACAUCCGGAAACUGAUCGGAACUCACUCCAAGACCAAGAAACCGCUCGAGACGGAGAAGAUAUCCCAUAUCUCCGCACACAAGGAUAUGUCCGCCCGCGCUCGGGGCGUAGACGCGGCCGAGUCUAAACCCUUCGCCUACAUCUACGACGGUCGUCAGAUCUUCACGCCCGACAAAACCGACAUGCGCACGUUGGCACCGAACACCCUUGUCCGCGGUGACGUCGUACUCAUGGAGUUUACGGUCGCUCGUUACUGGGACGAGUCCGAGAACGGUCGCGUCAAGAACUGGGACAGUUCUCGCGUCUUCUUCCAGUUGGAGGCCGUCACCCUACUCGUCAACGCCGAAGAGCAGGCCGAGAUCACCGUCAAUGCUUCGAAGCCGAAGAAGAAGGUCGUGAUCUAA
Peniophora sp. CBMAI 1063 is the source of this 1185-nucleotide messenger RNA. The record is from the annotation of a GenBank genome assembly. NCBI's taxonomy places the organism in Eukaryota, Fungi, Basidiomycota, Agaricomycetes, Russulales, Peniophoraceae.